Musa acuminata subsp. malaccensis (wild Malaysian banana) is the source of this 1717-nucleotide messenger RNA. Its product is annotated as SNF1-related protein kinase catalytic subunit alpha KIN10. Gene Ontology annotation, biological process: protein phosphorylation; intracellular signal transduction. Gene Ontology annotation, cellular component: cytoplasm. NCBI's taxonomy places the organism in Eukaryota, Viridiplantae, Streptophyta, Magnoliopsida, Zingiberales, Musaceae. Gene Ontology annotation, molecular function: ATP binding; protein serine/threonine kinase activity. The record is from RefSeq and is a predicted model, not a curated record.
AUCCUCCUUUGGGCCGGCCGAGUAUUUGGCAAUACAUCGGAAAGGAAAGAUUUCGAUGACGAUGACAGGUCACGACGAUCGCCUCCUCCUUCCCUUCUAAUUCCAACCUUCCGCGAUCGGAUUCCCCUCUUUCCCCAGCUCGAUCUCGUCUCUCCCUUCCUCUCUCUCUCUCUCUCUCUCUCUCUCUCUCUCUACCGAAUCCCAAACCCUAAGUCCGACCUUGCCCCUCUCCGCCCUCUUCGACGCAGGCACGCAGCGACCUUGGGUGGAUUCAGUCACAAUGGAAGGAUCUGGCAGAGGGGGCAGUGCUGAUGUCGUUCUACAAAAUUAUAAGCUAGGAAAAACUCUUGGCAUUGGCUCGUUUGGCAAGGUUAAGAUUGCAGAGCAUUUACUGACAGGACACAAGGUUGCUAUCAAGAUCCUAAAUCGUCGUAAAAUAAAAAACAUGGAAAUGGAAGAAAAAGUUAGACGAGAGAUCAAAAUAUUGAGAUUAUUUAUGCAUCCCCAUAUUAUACGUCUUUAUGAGGUAAUAGAGACUCAGUCAGAUAUUUAUGUGGUGAUGGAGUAUGUUAAGUCAGGCGAGCUAUUUGAUUAUAUAGUUGAAAAGGGAAGAUUGCAAGAGGAUGAAGCUCGCCGUUUUUUUCAACAGAUCAUAUCUGGUGUUGAAUAUUGUCAUAGAAACAUGGUUGUUCAUCGGGAUUUGAAACCAGAGAAUGUGUUGCUAGAUUCAAAAUGGAAUGUUAAAAUUGCUGACUUCGGCUUGAGUAAUGUUAUGCGUGAUGGCCAUUUUCUGAAGACUAGUUGUGGGAGCCCAAAUUAUGCUGCUCCUGAGGUAAUUUCUGGAAAACUAUAUGCUGGACCUGAGGUUGAUGUAUGGAGUUGUGGUGUCAUUCUUUAUGCUCUUCUUUGUGGCACCCUUCCCUUUGAUGAUGAGAACAUACCCAACUUAUUUAAGAAAAUAAAGGGCGGGAUAUAUACCCUUCCUAGCCAUUUGUCUCCUCUUGCACGGGAUUUGAUUCCCAGAAUGCUAAUUGUUGAUCCUAUGAAGCGAAUAACCAUUCGCGAGAUUCGUGAACAUCCAUGGUUCCAGACUCAUCUUCCUCGCUAUUUGGCUGUACCACCACCAGAUACUAUGCAGCAAGCUAAAAAGAUCGACGAAGACAUUCUUCAGGAGGUAAUCAAAAUGGGCUUUGACAAGAACCAGUUGGUUGAGUCUCUUCAUAGCAGAAUCCAGAAUGAGGCAACUGUAUCAUAUUACCUUCUUCUGGACAAUCGUUUCCGUGCUACGAGUGGCUACCUUGGGGAUGAUUUUCAAGAAACUAUGGAUGGUGGUUUCUCACGUAUGGGUUCAAGUGAAACUCCUGCUAUUGCACAUCGGUUUUCGGUAUAUAUGGAUCAACUGGGUAUUGGUUUGAGGUCACAUUUUCCUGUUGAAAGAAAAUGGGCUCUUGGACUUCAGUCUCGAGCUCAUCCUCGUGAGAUAAUGACAGAGGUCCUUAAAGCUCUGCAAGAACUAAAUGUUUGCUGGAAAAAGAUUGGACAUUAUAACCUGAAAUGUCGUUUUAUUCCUGGCAUUUCUGAUCAUGCUGAAAGCAUGCUUGAUAAUUCUCUGCAUGUUAACCAUAGCUUUAGUGAUGAUUCCGCCAUUGUUGAAAGCGAUGAUGUUGCUGGGAAAGAAUCCAGCACAGUCAAGUUUGAGAUUCAGCUCUACAAGACC